GGUUACUUUGGUUUUAGCCACACCUCAGAGGUUUGAAGUGAAAAACCCCUCAAAACCAGCGUGACCCUCUUCCUAUACCACAAUAUUUGAGCGGCCGCCAACUCUCUCAGCAGUCGAACUCAGCCUCGACCAAGCUGUUUGUGCCAGUCGCCGCCUCCUUUUCCGGAUUGUGUACUUGUAGUGUGGUUUUGAAGAAACAGACUUUGAUUUUGAGUACUGAUAAUAUGCAUAAUCUUACCCGUUUGUUAUCUCGCUUGUCAUCUACUUCCCUUAGUACUGUCACAAACACCACAAGAAUUUUGGAGAAAACUUUGCCCUCAUUGGGAAAUAAUGUGAAUAUUGCUUCAAAGAGUGGAUGUGAGGCUAAUCGGGUUAUUGUGACCCGAACAUUUUCUGUGAAAUCAGGUGGUGGUGAAGAUGGGAGUGAAGGCAAAAAUGAAUGGGAGAAGGCAAUGGGUGGAUCAAUUGGUGGCACCAGUUCUGAUGAUCUGAGUUGGGAAACGAGUUCAACCUGGUCAACUGGAUUGACCAAGGAGCACUUCAAUGGAGAGGCUGUUGGACAUCAAGCUAGUUCCAGCAGCAGUGGACAGGAUACAUAUUAUCAAUCUAAAGUGGUCUCUGAUAUGCAAGAGCUUGAAGAUGAGGUCAGGGAAAUGGAGGCAGAGAACAGAAAGAGCAAGGCUUUCGUUGAGGGAUGGGGUGAGAGAAUGCGUGAGACGUGUGUGCUGCUGAAGCAAGUACGAGAGCCUGGUGCAAGGGGGUCUUAUCUCAAGGACUCAGAGAAGGCAGAGAUGUACCGCUUGCACAAACAGAAUCCUGAGAUUUAUACUGUUGAGAGGCUUGCCAAGGAUUAUAGGAUAAUGAGGCAGAGAGUGCAUGCAAUUCUGUGGCUGAAGGAGCUUGAGGAGGAAGAAGAGAAAAAGCUUGGCCAUCCAUUGGAUGACUCUGUUGAGCUUCUGCUUGACACCUGCCCUGAAUUCUUUAUCUCUCACGACCGGGAAUUCCAUGUGGCAUCCCUUCCUUAUAAACCUGACUUUAAGGUUAUGCCGGAGGGCUGGGAUGGUACUAUCAAAGACCUAGAUGAAGUUCAUUAUGAGAUCUCCCAGAAAGAGGAUGAAAUGCUAUAUCAAGACUUUGUCCAGAGAAUGAAUUUCAACAAAAUGAAAGUUGCAGGGAAGGUGAAAUGCCACAAAUAUAGCAGGCGUCGAUCUUCUGAAGGUUGGCAAUUCACAGUUGAGAAAUUGGGGCCACGAGGCAAGCGAGGAGGGGGUGGGGGCUGGAAGUUUGUUAGCAUGCCAGAUGGGUCUAGCCGACCUCUGAAUGAAAUGGAAAAAAUGUACGUGAAGCGAGAGAAACCCCGCCAUCGGCGCAGAAUUUUCCCAUAAUGUGCUUCAUUAGAUAAAAUAAAUUGCUGAUUCUGUUGUAGUCUUUCUGCAUCUACUCGUUGGAUCCGAAUCUUUCUCUUUUCUUGUUUCUUCUUUCUUUGUGGCUUCACUGGGACCAAGUUUCCUGAAGUUCAAUUAUGUAGGAAAGUUAAUUAGGAACUGUUAGAUUUUGAAGGAUUUAAAAAAUCCAGUGGUAAAAAUAAAUUUAAUUUGAAAUUCGUCUUAUCAAUGGAUGUAUAUUAUUUA
Mangifera indica (mango) is the source of this 1631-nucleotide messenger RNA. Its product is annotated as protein GAMETE CELL DEFECTIVE 1, mitochondrial. The transcript has 4 exons. The record is from RefSeq and is a predicted model, not a curated record. NCBI's taxonomy places the organism in Eukaryota, Viridiplantae, Streptophyta, Magnoliopsida, Sapindales, Anacardiaceae. Bases 225 to 1385 code for a protein of 386 amino acids.